Messenger RNA from Hevea brasiliensis (rubber tree), 1157 nucleotides. Its product is annotated as axial regulator YABBY 1. Gene Ontology annotation, biological process: multicellular organism development; cell fate commitment; fruit development. Gene Ontology annotation, cellular component: nucleus. The transcript is spliced from 7 exons. NCBI's taxonomy places the organism in Eukaryota, Viridiplantae, Streptophyta, Magnoliopsida, Malpighiales, Euphorbiaceae. The coding region runs from base 243 to 875 and encodes 210 amino acids. The record is from RefSeq and is a predicted model, not a curated record.
AUAUUAUAACAAGAUGCGGAUUGAGAAGGAACACUUUCCGCUUCUGCUCAUUCUCCUACUACAUUAGUGGUAUUUUCCCCUUCUCUUUCUCUUUCCUCUAUCUCUCUCUCUUUCUCCCUUUAUAUCCAUCCUAUAGUAUAACAACUCAACAAUCAAGAAGAUCAGAUCCAAGAAGAGGAUCAUCUGUCUAUCAAAAUAUACGCUGAUCAGUCACUUCAUCAAUCAAAUCAAGAAUCAAAAAGAUGUCCUCCUCAUCAGCUGCCUUUACACCGGACCACCUCUCUCCCUCCGAGCAGCUCUGUUACGUCCAUUGCAACUUUUGUGACACUGUCCUCGCGGUGAGCGUCCCUUGCUCUAGCUUGUACAAGACUGUCACCGUUCGAUGUGGUCACUGCACCAACCUCUUGACCAUGAACAUGCGUAGCCUGCUUCUUCCUGCGACUAACCAGCUCCACCUUGGCCAUGCCUUCUUCAAUCCGCAGAAUAUCCUGGAGGAGAUCCGGAGCGCAGCACCACCAAAUAUGCUGAUAAAUCAGCCCAACCCAAAUGAGCCAAUAAUGCCGGGGCGAGGAGGAAUGGAGGAGCUCCCUAAGCCACCUGUGGUUAAUAGACCUCCGGAGAAGAGACAGAGAGUCCCAUCUGCCUACAACCGCUUUAUCAAGGACGAGAUCCAACGCAUCAAAGCCGGAAAUCCUGAUAUAAGCCACAGAGAGGCCUUUAGUGCAGCUGCAAAGAAUUGGGCACACUUCCCACACAUCCACUUCGGACUCAUGCCUGAUGAUCAACCCGUGAAGAAAACUAAUGUGCUCCAACAGGAAGGAGAGGACGUUCUCAUGAAAGAUGGAUUAUUUGCUCCUGCCAAUAUGCCCUACUAACAAGUGUAACUAUUAGGGUUUCUUUUUCACCUCUCUCGCUCUCUAUCUUCUCUUCUCUUCAAAAUAUUAGGCUACUGGUUUUAAGCUUUCUUCCCAGGAGACUACUAAAAACCAUGGGUUAUUAUUGGUUGGCUUAUGUUAGCUAGUAAUUGUGUUUGGGAGAGCAUUUUCAAGUUCAAUUAACUACUAAUCUCCCUACAGCCAUAAGAAAGUGAAGAUCUCUAAUGUGGGCAAUUUGGAAUUCUUAAGACAUUAUUUGCUGAGUAGUUUUGCUGAAUCUAA